AGAUAGAAGCUACCACCUGAAAUUCCCACCGAGCCCUUCUCUCAUUCCGCUCAUUGCAGUCUCAACAUAAGAUCUCGCAUUUCUUCCUUUCAACCAUCCUAGACCAAAAAAAUGGCCGAUAUGAAGACCAUCACUGCUGAGGAGUUCAAGCAGCACAACUCCAAAGACAGCCUCUGGGUCCUCUUACAUGGCAAAGUGUACGAUGUGACAAAAUUUCUCGACGAGCAUCCCGGGGGUGAUGAAGUGAUUUUGGCUGAGAAGGGGACCGACGCAACCGAAGCGUUUGAGGACGUCGGACACUCUGACGAGGCUCGCGCACUGCUGCCAGAUAUGCAGAUUGGCGUGUUCUCUGGCGACAUGAAAGCAGGCGCCUCUGCCGCAGCAACUGAGGCGAUGGCUGCGGGCCACCAUGUCAACAAGCCCCCACAAACAAGCGUGAUCUCCUACCUGCUCCCCCUCGCUUUCUUGGGUGCCUAUCUGGCCUACCGCUUCUACCUCUCUCAACAAUAAACGGCUCGCCCCCGGCAGCGAGGACAGAACUGCAUUUUCCUCUCCAAUCUCUCCCCCUUUUGGCUUAGCUUGGUUCCACCUCACCCCUCCAUUGCUGCCCCUACCUGUCGUAGAUAAACGCCUUUGUGCUGCCUGACGGCAGGGGCCAACGGAUAUCUAUGCCUGUUCGGCCGAUUCUCUAAUCUGCAUUCUUUAUUGGCUAGUUUCAGGUUCUCCCACAGCCAAGAUGAGUGCCAGCGC
Messenger RNA from Dacryopinax primogenitus, 750 nucleotides. RefSeq names its product cytochrome b5. The record is from RefSeq and is a predicted model, not a curated record. Gene Ontology annotation, molecular function: heme binding. Gene Ontology annotation, cellular component: intracellular membrane-bounded organelle; endoplasmic reticulum membrane. Lineage: Eukaryota; Fungi; Basidiomycota; Dacrymycetes; Dacrymycetales; Dacrymycetaceae. Bases 112 to 510 code for a protein of 132 amino acids. The transcript has 7 exons.